Molecule: messenger RNA, 2507 nt
Organism: Carica papaya (papaya)
Lineage: Eukaryota; Viridiplantae; Streptophyta; Magnoliopsida; Brassicales; Caricaceae
Gene: NCED3
Product: nine-cis-epoxycarotenoid dioxygenase 3
Biological process (GO): carotene catabolic process
Cellular component (GO): chloroplast stroma
Molecular function (GO): carotenoid dioxygenase activity
Source: RefSeq, a predicted model, not a curated record
AUGUGGUCGUGUCAAAGUAUUAAGCAGCUAUGUCCCGCAAGUCCACCUCUUAAAGUCCCCCUCUCUCACUCACUUGGUUUUUAUAUAAUUAUGUGAUUGAUUUUCCACCAAUCCAACACGUGGUCUUCUCUUACAUCUCCACACUUCCCCUUCUUCCCCCUUCUCCAUCUUCUAUAUAUACCCUUCUUCUCUCUCUCCUCCUUCCCCAAAAUCCACACUGCAAAACUACUUUCUCCAAACUGCAGCUCUUCUUUCUCUCUUCUGGGUCUCUGCAACUCUUCUUUCUCUCUUCUGGGUCGUAAUCUAAUUCAUCGCCAUGGCUUCACCUGCGCCUACUUCUACUACUUGGAUUAAGGGUAAGCUUCUGUCAUCAUCAUCAUCAUCACCAUCACCAUCAUCAUCUUCUUCUUCUUCUUCAUUGCUUAAUAUGGGCUCUUCCUCUGCUUCCAUUUCCUUCAACAGGCCCAGUAGGAAGCCCAACAUAUCUUCCUCUCUUCAUACUCCUUCCAUUCUCCAUUUCCCCAAACAAUCCCCUACUUACCCACCAUCUCCUUCUACCCCAAUUGUCUCUCCUCCCAAACACCCAAAAGACAAAUCCCCUUCUUCUUCUUCUUCUUCUUAUUCUCAACAAUCGAAUUUCCUCCAAAAAGCAGCAGCCAUGGCCUUGGAUUCUUUAGAAUCUGCUUUAGUUUCCCACGAGCGUCAACACCCACUUCCCAAAACUGCUGACCCUACUGUUCAAAUCGCCGGAAACUUUGCUCCCGUCCCAGAACAACCUGUCCGACAAUCCCUCCCCGUCACCGGUAAAAUACCCGAUUGCAUUCAAGGCGUCUACGUCCGUAACGGAGCUAACCCACUUCACGAACCGAUCGCCGGUCACCACUUCUUUGACGGUGACGGAAUGGUCCAUGCCGUACGGUUUGACAAGGGUUCCGUCAGCUACGCUUGCCGGUUCACCGAAACGCACCGUUUUGUUCAAGAACGUGCUCUGGGUCGCUCUGUUUUUCCUAAAGCCAUCGGCGAGCUCCAUGGCCACUCCGGCAUAGCUAGGCUCCUUCUCUUCUACGCCCGUGGCUUAUGCGGCCUCGUUGAUCCCAGCCAUGGCACUGGCGUCGCCAACGCCGGACUCGUCUAUUUUAACGGUCAUCUUCUCGCCAUGUCUGAAGAUGAUUUACCUUACCAUGUUCGUGUCACUCCUUCCGGCGACCUGAAAACCAUUGGCCGAUAUGAUUUCGAUGGGCAGCUUAAAUCCACCAUGAUCGCUCACCCGAAAGUCGACCCAUCCUCUGGCGAGCUUUUCGCUCUGAGCUACGACGUCGUACAGAAGCCGUACCUGAAAUAUUUUCGGUUCUCUCCCGACGGGAAAAAGUCGCCGGAUGUUGAAAUUCCGGUUGAUCAACCCACAAUGAUGCAUGAUUUCGCCAUUACUGAGAACUUGGUGGUGAUUCCUGAUCAGCAGGUGGUGUUCAAGUUGCCUGAAAUGAUUCGAGGUGGGUCUCCUGUAAUUUACGACAAGAACAAGAUGUCAAGGUUCGGGAUAUUGAAGAAGAAUGCGACUGAUUCUUCUGAGCUGAAAUGGAUCGAGGCUCCUGAUUGCUUCUGUUUCCAUCUCUGGAAUGCUUGGGAAGAGCCGGAAACAGAUGAAGUAGUCGUGAUUGGAUCCUGCAUGACUCCACCGGACUCCAUUUUUAACGAAUGUGAUGAGAGUUUAAAGAGUGUUUUAUCAGAAAUCAGACUGAAUUUGAAAACCGGUAAAUCAACUCGCCGGCCGAUUAUCUCCGGUUCUGAACAGGUGAACUUAGAAGCAGGGAUGGUGAACCGGAACUUGCUUGGAAGAAAGACCCAGUUCGCAUAUUUAGCUCUGGCGGAACCAUGGCCAAAAGUUUCAGGCUUUGCAAAAGUUGAACUUUCAACCGGAGAGGUAAGAAAAUACAUGUACGGCGAACAAAGGUAUGGGGGAGAACCUCUGUUUUUCCCUAACCCUAAUUCUGAGAAAGAAGAUGAUGGAUAUAUUCUAGCUUUUGUACACGACGAGAAGACAUGGAAAUCAGAGCUUCAGAUUGUUAACGCCAUGAAUUUACAGUUGGAAGCGGUUGUAAGCCUUCCAUCUCGAGUUCCAUAUGGGUUUCACGGAACCUUUAUUUCCUCCAAGGAUUUGGAGAAACAGGCUUGAAUUUGAUAGGUAAAAUUGAAUAGUGAAAGUGGAGAUUUACCAGAGGGAUGCUCUGCAUAUACGUCCCCGGAAUCUCCUCCUCCUCCCUGUAUUUAUUUGAUUUACUCUGUUCCUGGCAUUAUAUUGUUUAGAUUUUACUUACAGAGUGAAGGGUUUUGGUGGAGCAGCUUGUAGCUUUUGGGUGUAGUUAGCAUUUGAGCUCAGCUGCCUUCCGCUCAUUCCUUCACUUUUCUCCAUUUAUUUAAUUUCACAAUACAGUGUAUAUCUCACGUGUAUGUUCAUAUUUCAGUCUCUGUUUCUCCUCCUGUCAAUACACCCAAUUUCUUUUCCUCCA